Messenger RNA from Esox lucius (northern pike), 1144 nucleotides. It is a transcript of the gene apodb, whose product is annotated as apolipoprotein Db. The transcript is spliced from 5 exons. Gene Ontology annotation, biological process: tissue regeneration; brain development; lipid transport. Lineage: Eukaryota; Metazoa; Chordata; Actinopteri; Esociformes; Esocidae. Gene Ontology annotation, molecular function: lipid binding. The coding region runs from base 169 to 711 and encodes 180 amino acids. The record is from RefSeq and is a predicted model, not a curated record.
UGCCUCGUGCUAGAUGCACGCUCCGUGAGGACGCGCCCUGACACCCGGACAAAUUCACAUUGAGAUCUAAUAAACGACGCAGUACCUUCGGGGAAAUAUAUUCCGCUGACUAAAUAUAUUUAUUCAGUUGCUUUUUCUUGAUAGCCUGUGUUUAAAGAGCUCAGGAGAAUGUUUCCUGUGGCUUGGCUCCUCCUCCUCCCUCUGGUCUCCACCCAGACAUACCAUUGGGGUCCGUGCCCUAACCCCAGUGUCCAGCCCAAUUUUGACCUGCAGAAGUACCUGGGCACGUGGUAUGAGAUAGCCAAACUCCCAGCAUUCUUUGAGAGAGGGAAGUGCAUCCAGGCCGACUACUCUCUGAGGGGCGAUGGCACCAUUAGAGUCCUCAACUCCCAGUUCUAUAAAGAUAAGGUGCGAACUGCAGAAGGGACAGCUGUCGUCCAGGAACCAAACAACCCGGCCAAACUAGGAGUCAGCUUCUCCUUUUUCUCGCCCUACAGUCCCUACUGGGUGGUGAGCACUGACUACGUGAGUGGAGCGGUGGUGUACAGCUGCACCGACGUGUUCAGGAUUUUCCAUGUGGACUACGCCUGGAUCCUGGGACGUUCGCGAUUCCUGCCGGCCGAAACCGUGGAGUACGCCAGGCAGCUACUGGCCAAAGAGAAGAUCGACACCUUCAUGUUGAGUGUCACUGACCAAACAGGCUGUGACUAGAUGGUGGGUCAGAGGACAGGGUCAUGUCGAUGUUCACUAGUUCUUACGCCUAAGGCAGUCCUUUUCUGUUCCUGGUGCCUGAUACCCAUGUCGUGUGAGCCCCGCCUCUAUAAACAUGGAUUCUGUUAAUAUUAUUCUGUACAGCAGUGUGCAGUACAUAUACAUAGACUACUGGAAUUGUUCUUAUAAUCACCAACAACAGACGUUGACGUUGUACUGUCACAUGUAUUUUACAUUCAGGGACUUGACAGUCUGUUGUUGGAAUAUGCCAAGGUUUAGUAUGUACAGUAAUUAAUGUUUAUCUAUGUAUCCAUGGUGACAUUUGAUUUGUGGGAUGAAUAGGAUGCUGACAGGAUAAGUGAACUCACUGGCUUCAGAAUGAAUACAGGCAGUUUCGGAAUGUUACGAAUUAAAGUUUAGUUUUGAAACCAGA